Molecule: messenger RNA, 1659 nt
Organism: Anopheles aquasalis
Lineage: Eukaryota; Metazoa; Arthropoda; Insecta; Diptera; Culicidae
Gene: gsb
Product: paired box protein gooseberry
Biological process (GO): anatomical structure development; regulation of transcription by RNA polymerase II
Molecular function (GO): DNA-binding transcription factor activity, RNA polymerase II-specific; RNA polymerase II cis-regulatory region sequence-specific DNA binding
Source: RefSeq, a predicted model, not a curated record
ACGAUGGCAGUUGCUGGAUUAAACAUGUCACCGAUGUUUAGCGGAUAUCCCUUCCAAGGUCAAGGACGUGUGAAUCAGUUGGGCGGUGUGUUCAUCAACGGGCGCCCUCUACCGAACCACAUUCGACUGCGGAUCGUCGAGAUGGCCGCGUCCGGUGUGCGACCUUGCGUCAUCUCCCGGCAGCUCCGCGUAUCGCACGGUUGUGUGUCGAAGAUUCUGAAUCGCUACCAGGAGACGGGCUCAAUUCGUCCGGGCGUGAUCGGUGGUUCGAAGCCACGUGUCUCCACCCCGGAGAUCGAGAACCGGAUCGAGGAACUGCGGAAGGCGAAUCCGGGUAUCUUCAGCUGGGAGAUCCGUGAUCGACUGAUCAAGGAUGGCUUGUGUGACAAGACGACGGCACCAUCGGUGAGCUCCAUCAGUCGACUGCUCCGUGGUGGGCGCCGUGAGGAUGGAGGACCGGAUUCACACGGAAACCACUCGAUCAGUGGCAUCCUGGGAGGCUCUUCGUGUGAUGAGGAAGAUGACAGUGACACCGAGUCCGAACCGGGCAUCACAUUGAAGCGCAAGCAACGCCGAUCACGGACUACCUUCAACGGGGAACAGUUGGAGGCACUGGAGAUCGCCUUCAGUCGGACACAGUAUCCGGAUGUGUACACGCGGGAGGAACUAGCCCAAAAGACCAAACUGACGGAGGCUCGCGUUCAGGUUUGGUUCUCGAAUCGACGUGCCCGGCUACGGAAGCACAUGAGCUCACAACAGAUGUACCCGGCCCAGUACCAGGCGCAUUCGUUCGAACAUCAAGCGGCCACCAGCAGUGGGGCCACCGUUGGUUCCGGUGCCCCAGGCACUGGUUCCGGAUCACCGAUGGGUGCCGGUAGCUCAUCGGCAUCGUAUUCGACGGCCGGUACCACGGGCCAGACGGCAUCGAUGCAUGCGCCAACGCAAACCUCCUACAAUCCGCUCGCACAAACGAUGAUGCAUCCAACGUCCGCCACCAUGAGUCCACCGGUUUCGAUGAGUCCCCCGAGCUCGGUCAGCCCACCUGCGUCCCACGCUGGCGCUAACUCUACCUCCGUUUCGCCAGUUCCCACACAUACCGGGACCGGCUCCCUGUCCCUGCACGGUAACGGUGGCAACGAUUCUAACUUGGCCACGGCUGGCCACUACAACUAUUUCUCGAUGGCGCUGGACAACGGAAACACCCCGCAUCACGGGGUACAGCAUCCUCACUCCCACGGUCCGACCUCCCAUCAUCAUCAUCAUCAUCAUGCACACUCCACGCAUCAUGCCGUGGGACAAAUCAGUGCCGCCCAAUCGUACGCUGCGGCCGUCGCUGGUGGUUACUCGACGGCGGCUGGCGCCAAUAUGGAGGUCGCCACUGCUGCCGCCGCCGCCGCCGCCGCCGCCAACACACAGGCAUCGUGGCGCUCCGGUAGCUCCGUGGCUGCUCACUGCCAGAAACCAGCGGCCAGUGAAUGGGAUGCGUACAGCACAUUUUUCUCCAACAACAUGGGCCACCAUCAUCAUCAUCCGGCAGCAGCCGCAUCCGCACACUACCAAUCGGCCGCGGCCGCCGCUGCUGUGGCCGCCGAGGCCAAAUCGGGCUAUCCUUACUUUGGCCAGCUCGGAACACUGGAAGUGAGCCGUCUACACUGCUAG